UGAUCUCGAGAGAGCCAGGGAUUCCGACGAUGACAUUAUCAACAGUGGUGCAGAGACUGGCCGGUGUUGUCUUCAUUCCUUGACCGUCUCAGCUCGCAUUGCAUCCUGAAGUGUUACAAGGAGCAGUCGCAUUACAGUCGAAGUCAACAUGGUCGUCGGUUCAACCGCCUACAUCGGACCUCUGGUGGUCUGCCUCGUUCUCUUCAUCUUCCUAAUGCGGCUCCUCCACAUCCGUCGAACCAGAGAAAUCGCCCUCGAAGCCCGGCGAACAGUCCAGAUAAUCCAAGCCGGCGACGCAGCGGCCGCACAGCGGCGAACGCGUACACACGCACACCGCACGCGGCGGAGCGGUCAAGGAGGAAGAGAUAAUCCGUUGGCAGAAGAUCCGGAAGGGAGGAGAGAGGAUCCGGAGGUUGAUAUCGAGUUGCCGAGGUAUGAGCGUGGAGGGUUCAGGGAAGAUGAGGAGAUGGUCGUGGGAAUGCUACCGACGGUACCGCCGCCGGCGUAUAAGGGAGGUCAAGAGCAAGUCAACGUUGUACCAGUGACAGAAACAAGUACGAGUCAGAUGAACGUUACAACACCUGGUUAAUGUGCUGGACAUUUAGGCCGCUGUUGCAGGAUGCUGUAACAAUACAACUUCUGAAUUGGUUGCGUAUUCGAAACGACCAGGGAAUGAUAAU
Molecule: messenger RNA, 680 nt
Organism: Saitoella complicata NRRL Y-17804
Lineage: Eukaryota; Fungi; Ascomycota; Saitoellomycetes; Saitoellales; Saitoellaceae
Exons: 2
Coding region: 149-589 (146 amino acids)
Source: RefSeq, a predicted model, not a curated record